Peromyscus eremicus (cactus mouse) is the source of this 828-nucleotide messenger RNA. RefSeq names its product developmental pluripotency associated 3 (gene Dppa3). The transcript has 4 exons. Bases 78 to 548 code for a protein of 156 amino acids. Gene Ontology annotation, biological process: epigenetic programing of female pronucleus. Lineage: Eukaryota; Metazoa; Chordata; Mammalia; Rodentia; Cricetidae. The record is from RefSeq and is a predicted model, not a curated record. Gene Ontology annotation, cellular component: nucleus.
UGCUUGCCAGUUUGCUUUCGGUCUUUUCCAAGACGGAGCAGCUUUGUUUGGAGCUUUAGAGGCCUCUGCCCAUCGUCAUGGAGGAGCCAUCAGACAUGUUCGAAGAAGUUCUGAACUCAGAGCCUCCCCAGACCAGCGAUGAUCGAGACUCCUGUGAUGACUCAGUCUCACAGUCCGAAAUGUUAGCAAAGGACCUGAAGAAGCUGACACUCAACCCCAGUGCCGAGAAGUCCCCUUUUCAGCCAAUACGUUAUAGUCGCCGCAAGCAUCGCCGCUCCCGUCCCCCAGUGAAGAUGAGGGUGAUGGAGAACAACAGUGAAAAAAUCUUGAGAGCGGUCCAAAGUGCCUUUCCCAAGAGAAGAGUCCGCACACUCCUGUCUGUGCAGAAAGAUCCUGUAGCAAGGAUGAAAAGAUUUAUGCGGAUUGAAAAGACACUAAAAAGCCGUAAUGGAGAGAGGGAUGAGAGUGAGCCGUUCAGAUGCCUCUGCACUUUCUGCGUGUAUCAAGGGUGGGAUCCUGCUGAGAAUGCUAGAAUAGGACAGAAUUAGGAGUCAGUUCAGGGCUAACGUGUACGCUGCUCUUACUGCUGAUGAUGCCAUGCAGCAGGUGUGUAAAGCUUUUUUUAAAAAGAUCAUUAAGUGAUGGAGAUUUGUGAAGUUUGAAUGCACAAGAAUGCCUUUAGUUUGACCCAAAGAAACAAGAAUGAGUCUCAAGUCUGGGGUUAAAUACAGUGACUUGAAACAGUGUCAGUAGAAUUUGGGCAUGGUUUGGUUUAGAAGGUAAUAAUUGGAAUAGAUCUUUGUAUAUUCUAAUUCACAGAAAUUUGUA